Trichomycterus rosablanca is the source of this 994-nucleotide messenger RNA. Its product is annotated as histone H2A.v1-like. Gene Ontology annotation, biological process: heterochromatin formation. Gene Ontology annotation, molecular function: DNA binding; structural constituent of chromatin; protein heterodimerization activity. The transcript is spliced from 3 exons. Gene Ontology annotation, cellular component: nucleosome; chromatin. The record is from RefSeq and is a predicted model, not a curated record. The coding region runs from base 1 to 972 and encodes 323 amino acids. Lineage: Eukaryota; Metazoa; Chordata; Actinopteri; Siluriformes; Trichomycteridae.
AUGACUAUUCCAAAUACCAUCUCAAUGGGGCCUUACAAUGGCAGCAUAACUUACCCGGGGCAAAGCAAGAGUUGCUACAUCUGCUCCUCAACAUUACAUCAUGUUAAAGACUGUGACAUACUUAAGUGCUGGAAGUGCGGACAGCAUGGUCAUAAAGGAAAAGACUGCAAAAGCACAGAAAUCUGUAAUCUAUGCAACAAAGGUCACACUUUCUUCAAUUGCCCUUACUCCUACAGUAACAAAAUUAAAGGUUCUCAAAGCCAACAAAAUCAAUCUGUGCAAGUGAUCAACCCUCCGUCUUCUCUAGAAACAAAUCCGCUACAGGAAGUCUGCACACAAGAGCCUUUAACAACUACAAUUGAAACCAACAAUGAAGAUAAGAAGCAACAAGAAAAGAACAUCGAACCCGAGGGAAACAAAACAUCGGACUCCGACACUUCUAGCUCAUCGACCAGCUCUGAUGAAACAGACUCUUCUUCCUCCACCACCACAGCAAGUGAUGAACUCACGAGCCCUCCUGCUCCAACCAAGAAGAUUUCGAUUAAACCUUCGACUUUAAAGCCUCUAUCAAAUGAUAAUGUUCAAGCUGUCAUAGAGGAGAAGACCGGUGGUAAAACUAGAGCUAAGGCCAAGACUCGUUCAUCCCGUGCCGGCCUUCAGUUCCCUGUGGGCCGUGUUCACAGAUUGCUACGUAAGGGUAAUUACGCCGAGCGUGUGGGCGCUGGUGCUCCUGUCUACUUGGCUGCCGUGCUGGAGUAUCUGACCGCUGAGAUCCUCGAGUUGGCUGGUAACGCCGCCAGAGAUAACAAGAAGUCUCGUAUCAUCCCUCGUCAUCUGCAGUUGGCCGUGCGUAACGACGAGGAGUUGAACAGACUGCUUGGAGGUGUAACCAUCGCUCAGGGCGGUGUGCUGCCUAACAUCCAGGCUGUUCUGUUACCCAAGAAGACCGAGAAAGCAGCCAAGGCCAAGUAAAGUCGCUCUCGUGUUCUAACCA